Naegleria gruberi is the source of this 771-nucleotide messenger RNA. Its product is annotated as CoA hydratase/isomerase. The record is from RefSeq and is a predicted model, not a curated record. Gene Ontology annotation, molecular function: enoyl-CoA hydratase activity. Gene Ontology annotation, biological process: fatty acid beta-oxidation. The coding region runs from base 1 to 771 and encodes 256 amino acids. Gene Ontology annotation, cellular component: mitochondrion. The transcript has 2 exons. NCBI's taxonomy places the organism in Eukaryota, Heterolobosea, Eutetramitea, Acrasida, Naegleriidae.
AUGGAAUCGGAAAAGGCUUUUUUUAAGGAUUCCGGAGUUGCCAUCAUCACUUUGAACAGACCAAAAGCUUUGAAUGCAUUGUGUAAACAACUUGUUCAAGAAUUGGGACAAGUUGUCUCCUUGUGCGAAAAGGAUCCAUCUGUUAGAGUAAUGAUCAUUACAGGAAGUCAAAAGGCUUUUGCUGCUGGAGCUGACAUUAAGGAAAUGAGCACCAUGACUGCUAUGCAAGUUUAUAAUGAAAAUUUAUUUGGAGAACUUGAUGCUGUUUCUAAAGCUAGAAAGCCAGUUAUUGCUGCUGUUAAUGGAUUUGCUUUGGGUGGUGGAUGUGAACUUGCCAUGAUGUGUGACUUUAUUGUUGCUGGUGAAAAUGCCAAGUUUGGUCAACCAGAAAUUAAGCUUGGUACUAUUCCAGGUAUUGGUGGUACUCAAAGACUUACUAAAGCUAUUGGUAAGGCAAAGGCUAUGGAAUGGAAUUUGACUGGAGAUCUCCAUGAUGCUGUUGAAGCUGAAAAGGCUGGUUUAGUUUCUCGUAUUGUCAAGACUGAACAACUCCUUGAAGAAACUCUCAAGAUUGCUGAAAAGAUUGCUUCAUACAGUCAACCUAUUGCUGCAUUGGCUAAGGAAUGUGUUAAUAAGGCUCAUGAAACUGGUUUGCAAGAAGGUUUAGUUUUCGAAAGAAGAGUUUUCAUGUCCACUUUUGCUUCAAAGGAUCAAAAGGAAGGUAUGAGUGCUUUUGCUGAAAAGAGAACUCCAAAGUUUGUUGAUGAAUAA